This is a messenger RNA of Clunio marinus, 660 nucleotides long. Lineage: Eukaryota; Metazoa; Arthropoda; Insecta; Diptera; Chironomidae. The record is from the annotation of a GenBank genome assembly.
AUGCUCUGCGCCAGCAUUAAAGUUCGUUUUAUAGCAUUGAUUAAACAUUUGAAAGAGAUCAAGUCAAGUCAGACGUCAUUUGUGGUAAACACAACGACUACAAAAUAUAUAGCAGUGACAAAAAGUAUUGAAAAGCUGUCGCAGCUUAAGGAAGUUUCUUUGAUUUAUGAUGAGGUGUUGGAAAUAAUUUUGCUGCUGAAUGAAUCAUUCUCAACCCUAUUGAGUUUCGCCUUCGGUACUUUGUUUUUAUUCUUCACGCUCAACUCCUUUUGUACUUUUUUCAUGAUGACGACGAAAAAUUUUACAAUUUUCCAGUUGAUUGAAAAAGCACAUUGGAUAUUGUUGUCGGCAUUUGCGAUUUUUUCUUUAUGUUACACCACCGAGUCAACAAAUAAAGCUAUCAGCGAUUGUGCAUCUCUCUUGAAUACAAUUUAUUCACAUGAUGACUUCGAAAACAUUAAUCAUAAAGUCGAAAUAGAAAUCAUUCUGACAAAGAUCAUCAUUCAAAUGGAGUCAUUUGUUUUCACCUGUGGAUAUUUCGACAUCAAUAUGAAAAUGUUACAUUCAUUUGUGUACACAUCAAUUACAUAUUUGGUGAUCCUAUUACAGUUCAAUUUUGAAGAAGUUGAAACGUCAUCUCCACCCACAAUUGCACAUUAA